CACUCCAUUCGCGCACGUCUCCGUUGAUCUUCACUCCUUCUUCUUCGAUUCCUCUCUCUUCAUAAAUCGGGAAAAAAAACUCUCGUCUAAUUGAACAAAAGCAAUGGUGAAGCUAGCAUCGGCGCGGGAGAGCCGGAUGUAUGGUCCGCGGCUGGCUCGGAACAGAUUCGAGUACAUAAACGCCGGGCUGUAUGUGUUCGCUACCGUGGUUCUUCUAGGCGGAUUUGUGGCUGAGCUCUCGAGUGAGCCGAGAUCAGGGCUUGUGCUAUUACUCAUAGCGUUGGCGCUUAUAAUGGUUGUCAAUGUACACGAUCUAAUAGCGCAUCUCGCCGGAAUCGAUUAUCGGUUCCCGUUGAUGGAGCUCGAUACGCAGCUCGGGAUCGUUGAGUUCGCGGUUCCAAUCGUUCAGGCUUUGGGGUCCUUGCUUAUGUUCUUAGGGAUCCUGUUUCUCUUCAUUCAGGAAGAAAAAAGGUAUGGAUACUACAAGCUGGAAAGCCAUGCUCUGAGAUUGCUAACUGCUGGGCCUAUCUUAUGGUUGGUGGGUUCAAUACACAAUUCUUGCCAAAUCUAUGAGAGAUCAGAUGGACAUGUACAGAUCUUGCAAGCGAGUGUCCAAAUACCAUUUUUGAUGGGAAGUGUGUUGUUCACAGCUGGUUCCAUUCUCAAUAUGCGCGAGCAAGCGAGCUUGGUUGGCCAUGGCUUAGAAUUAUUGGGAUGGAAUUGGAUCUGGUUAGGGAUCUUUGGAAGCCUAAUGUUCUUUAUAGGGGGGUUAGCGAACGUAGUGAAGGUGUUCAAGAUGCAACAGAUUGAUGGACUGCGACUGGAGAAACUGAGAGGAGGAGCACAGGAGCGGCUGAUUCAAGAGAGGGAAUGUCAGGUUCCAUUGAUUUUGGAAGAACAGAGGAGGAGAAUUAGAAAAGCAGAGGAACCUAAAGCGGGGCCUUCCCCUGCCCCAACUCCUUAUAAGGAUGUGCUUAUUGGUCAAUCUUAGAAACAAAGUUUUUCUUUUAUUUUGCAAAUAAAUAAUUAGCUUGGUCCGUUCAUAAUCUUCCUCCCUUUUUUGUUUCUGGGUACGAAGUUGUGAUUCUACUCGUCUUUUUGUAUUACGUUAAUUUGG
This is a messenger RNA of Tripterygium wilfordii, 1117 nucleotides long. RefSeq lists its product as uncharacterized. The transcript is spliced from 3 exons. NCBI's taxonomy places the organism in Eukaryota, Viridiplantae, Streptophyta, Magnoliopsida, Celastrales, Celastraceae. Bases 104 to 991 code for a protein of 295 amino acids. The record is from RefSeq and is a predicted model, not a curated record.